This is a messenger RNA of Aspergillus tubingensis, 483 nucleotides long. It is a transcript of the gene cyn1, whose product is annotated as putative cyanate hydratase. The record is from RefSeq and is a predicted model, not a curated record. The coding region runs from base 1 to 483 and encodes 160 amino acids. NCBI's taxonomy places the organism in Eukaryota, Fungi, Ascomycota, Eurotiomycetes, Eurotiales, Aspergillaceae. The transcript is spliced from 3 exons. Gene Ontology annotation, molecular function: DNA binding; cyanate hydratase activity.
AUGUCUCUCGCCACUCUUGACACUGCCCAGCAUCCUAACCUCCCGUCCGCGUCGGAGACCCUCUUCAAGGCCAAAGCCGCCAAGAAGCUGAGCUUCGAGCAGAUUGCCCAACACAUUGGCCGCAAUGAAGUCGCUACCGCUGCUAUCUUCUAUGGCCAGGCCAAGGCUUCCCCGGAAGACAUCGAGAAACUCGCAUCGCUCCUCACCAUCCCUUACGAUGCUCUGGAGGAAAGGCUUAGUGGUUUCCCCGACCGUGGUCGCACCGUGGAGAUGCCUCCCAAGGAGCCCUUGAUUUACCGGUUGUAUGAGAUUGUGCAGAACUACGGGUACGCAUACAAGGCGGUGCUGAAUGAGAAGUUCGGUGAUGGUAUCAUGAGCGCUAUCUCUUUCUCGACUAAGGUGGAGAAGGAGACGGAUGCGGAUGGAAAUAACUGGGCGGUGAUUACUCUGCGUGGAAAGUGGCUGCCCUUCUCACGGUUUUAA